AAUUCCGCCUGUUUCUCUUUCAACUUUGAGCUGGGAUCACCAACAGGGAUGAUGUCACAAUGUGAGCUGGUGUACUGUUCCUUGGACGUCAACAACUCGGCAUUAGUACAAGACACAACCAUGACUUAUUACGAACAAAUUCCCGAAGGAGCUACUUACCCAGCAACACCCCUGUGCAAUACCUGUGUCCAUGCUCCGUGCAAGAAUGGCGGUACGUGUACUGUCACUGGGCCAUUUCCCUCUAACUACACAUGUCAAUGUAUGCAGGGUUAUUUUGGAGCAACAUGCGAUUCAUAUGAAGACUGUGGUGACGUUCCUUUACAAACUGGUGUAAGAACUAUCGCGACAACAGAUGGGAGAACCUUUGAGGCUUAUUGCGACCAAGGGUGGACCUACGUAUUCAACAGGUUUGAUGGAAGUGUAGACUUUUACCGCAGCUGGAUUGAAUAUCAGCAAGGCUUCGGUGAUGUCAACCUCGAACACUUCAUUGGGCUUGAUAACCUCGUUAGCAUCUUGAAUCAAAGGAGUUACAAAGUUCGAUUCGAUUUGGUAACAUGGCCAUCGAGCAAUCUUAAUCCAGCAUCCGGAUCAGCUGAAUAUUCCACGUUUAAUAUUGCUGAUGAGAGUGAUAAAUACCGUAUUAAUAUUGGAGGGUAUUCUGGUACAGCAGGGGACGCAAUGACACAUCAAAAUGGAUACCAAUUCACAACAUACGACCAAGACAACGAUGUGUAUGGUUCCAACUGUGCAGUACUUUAUAAAGGAGCCUGGUGGUAUGCCGCCUGUCAUUCUUCAAACCUGUUUGGAAGAUACGAACAUGGACCAACGUGCACUCUGUUUGCUGAAUGCGUUGACUGGGAUCGAUACCCGGGAGCUAACCAUUAUUAUUCAUUCAAAGGAGCCGCUAUGAAGAUUCAUCGUAUUUAGAACGUACUUCAGGAAAUAUGUGUUACAAGCCGGAAUAGAUCAACCUUCCAAUGGCAAUGUCUACUGGAAUGGCCAAUGGUCAUUUGCGAUAAUGACGUCAAGAUCUUCACUUCUGAACUGAUCAACCGUAACGAUAUCUCCUGUAUCGUUGAAUCAAACUGUUCCCCAUGUAAUAAUAAAAUUAUUUUCGAGCCAGGUUGAGGCCACAUUUUCUGGAAUAAUUAUCUGCAGCUCCAUUUGCCAUAUGAUAGUAACUUGAUUAAGUAGCCUGCGACAAUGAUAUCAAUAAAAACAUUU
Molecule: messenger RNA, 1224 nt
Organism: Owenia fusiformis
Lineage: Eukaryota; Metazoa; Annelida; Polychaeta; Sabellida; Oweniidae
Source: the annotation of a GenBank genome assembly